AGCAGUUUUUUUUGAGUUCCGGUACGUCUUUCAGCAUGCCCGUUUCGCAAAGAUUUGUGCUUGCCACUGUUCUACUCCUUUUCCUGCUCCAAUCUCUCCUGCGAGUUUCCGCAUCCAUUAUCGACAACGAAGAAGAUGAUCUUGAGGGGCUUGAAGAGCUCCUGGCGGUAGAUCAGGAGGAAGAUCAGGAGAAGGGCGCCGGCGGCGGCAUCCAGAACAAGCUUUCGGAGGCCGAAAUUCUGCGCCGCGCUCAGAAGAUCGUUGUAGAGCUCAGCAAUGAGAACGCCGAGAAAGUGGUUCUCUCGAACGCGGCCGUUCUGCUUCUUGGUUAUGCCCCUUGGUGCCCCAGGAGCGCCGAGCUGAUGCCGAAGUUCGCAGAGGCCGCAACUGCGCUUAGAGAGAUGGGAAGCAACCUCGUGGUGGCGAAGCUCGAUGCGGAGAGGCACGAGAAGGCUGCGAAGCUUCUUGGAAUCAAGGGUUUCCCGACGAUACUCCUCUUCAUUGAUGGGUCGCCGCUGGCUUAUAGGGGUGGAUUUACCAAGGAGGAGAUAGUGAUUUGGGUGAAAAAGAAGACUGGUGCUCCUGUUAUUCGAUUAUCUUCUUUAGAUGCAGCUGAGGAGUUCCUAAGAUGGCAUCAGAUUUUUAUUAUGGGCUACUUUGAAAAUUAUGAAGGACCCGAAUAUGAUGAAUUCCUCAAAGCAGCCAUCACAGACAAUGAAAUCCAGUUUGUGGAAACCAUUGACAGCACCAUAGCUAGACUUCUGUUCCCAGAUGUUGAACUGGAUAAGAAAUUCAUAGGACUUGUGAAAAGUGAGCCGGAAAGAUUUGAGAAAUUCGAUGACAACUUUGAAGAACAUAGGAUCUUGCAGUUCAUAGAGUACAAUAAAUUUCCUCUAGUUACUGAAUUGACUGAACUAAAUUCUGCUAGAGUAUAUUCCAGUGCCAUUAAGCUCCAGGUUUUUAUUUUUUCAACUCCUGAGGACUUUGAUGGUCUUCGACCACUAAUUCAAGAUGUUGCAAAGUCUUAUAAGAGAAAUAUAAUGUUUAUAUAUGUAGACAAUGCUCAAGACAACCUUGCAAAACCAUUUAUGACUCUUUAUGGACUUGAAUCCGAAGAGCCUAUUGUUACUGCAUUUGAUAAUAGAAUUGGUUCCAAGUACUUACUGGAAGCAGAUCUUGCACAGAGCACUUUGGAAGAGUUCUGUAACCGAUUUCUUCAUGGUACUUUGCUACCAUACUUCAAGUCAGAGCCAAUUCCUAGUGAAAAGGCAAUGGUUGAGAAAGUUGUCGGUAAGACAUUUAGUGCUUCUGUCUUGGAAAGUGUCGAAAGUGUAUUUUUAGAGGUCUAUACUCCAUGGUGCAUGGAUUGUGAUGCUACCAGCAAACAAGUACAGAAAUUGGCCGAGCACUUUAAAGGACUGGAGGAUUUGAAAUUUGCCAGAAUAGAUGCUUCUUUGAAUGAACACCCAAAGCUGGAGAUAAACAACUACCCGACGCUUCUACUCUAUCCGGCUGGAGAUAAGUCGAAACCUAUAAAAGUUUCCAAGAAGUCAAGCUUGAAGGAUUUCAUUGCUUUCGUAAAAAAACAUGCUAAAGCUGAUGAAGAUAGAGGAAUCCUGGAUGAAAAGGAGGAAAAGAAACAGGAACUGUGAUGAACAAAAUGUUACAAGUAGAUUCUCAUGGAUUCGCAGCGAGGUUUAUUGUGAUCUUUUUUUUGUUUUCGCCUGAUGAUGAAAGGGAAAUGAGGUUUAAGGACUUGCUGCUGAACGCCAUCCCCACCUACCCUUUGCUUCCCCAUUCUGUCUCCUCGCCUGAUCUUGUUUUCAGAGACAGUAGUUCUUCUCUUUGUUUCGGAAGAUUGUUCUACUGAAUUGUCUUCAGAAGAUUGUUCUACUGAAUUGUCUUCAGUUUUAUGGCGCCUCUUGUUCCCCUUUCUGUUUGCUGAUGAUUAUUGUAGACGAAUUGGUCUUUCGAAUUGAUUAAUAUAACCUGUCGGUUUGAUGUAA
Messenger RNA from Zingiber officinale, 2006 nucleotides. Its product is annotated as protein disulfide isomerase-like 1-5. Bases 36 to 1652 code for a protein of 538 amino acids. Gene Ontology annotation, cellular component: endoplasmic reticulum. Lineage: Eukaryota; Viridiplantae; Streptophyta; Magnoliopsida; Zingiberales; Zingiberaceae. Gene Ontology annotation, biological process: response to endoplasmic reticulum stress; protein folding. Gene Ontology annotation, molecular function: protein disulfide isomerase activity. The record is from RefSeq and is a predicted model, not a curated record. The transcript is spliced from 12 exons.